AGCGAGGUAGCAGCGGCUAGAAGGAUGCACAGAGCUCGGGCUGUGUAUAAUAAAGAGGUGUCUGCAGGAUAGUGUUUGUUUUAUUUACUGCUGUUUCUGCACGACAAGGACGCCAGCAGAAAUGGCCGGAUUAAUCAAAAAGCAGAUUCUGAAACAUUUGUCACGGUUCACCAAGAAUCUGUCCCCUGACAAGAUCAACCUGAGCACGCUGAAGGGGGAGGGGCAGCUGUCCAACCUGGAGCUUGAUGAAGAGGUUCUGCAGAACAUGCUGGACCUGCCAACCUGGCUGGCUGUCACCCGGGUCUACUGCAACAAGGCCGCCAUCAGGAUACAAUGGACAAAGUUGAAAACAAGCCCCAUCUGUCUGUUCUUGGAUAAGGUUGAGGUAGAAAUGCGGACAUGUGAGGAGCCGCGUCCACCAAACGGUCCCUCUCCCAUAGCUAUCACAGCAGGACAGAGUGAGUACGGCUUUGCAGAGAAAGUGGUGGAGGGCAUGUCAGUGAGGAUCAACAACAUCACCAUCAAGGUUCAGGCUCGUGCCUUCCACGCCUCCUUCGAGCUCUGGCAGUUACAAGGAAACAGUCUGAACCCCAAAUGGGAGAGCAGUGACCUCCGAUACACCCGUGUCACCGACCCGAAGAGAGGAGAGGUGUUGACAUUCAAAGAAAUAAACUGGCAGAGUCUGCGUAUCGAGGCGGAUGCCAUUGAGAGUAACGACCAGGACCUUGGUAGCACACCGCUCCGUCUCAUCACCAACCAGGGACGCAUUCGCAUCGCUCUAAAGCGCAGAAUAAAGGACUGUAACGUGCUGGCAUCCAAGCUGCUCUUCAUUCUGGACGACCUGUUGUGGGUGCUGACGGACUCUCAGCUCAAAGCCAUCAUACAUUACGCCAAGUCUCUGAGCGAGGCCAUGGAGAAGUCGGCCCAGCAGAGGAAGAGCAGGACGGCAGAGUCCCUACAGACUGCUCCUCCUUCUCCUGGCCUCCACAACCUGUGGACAGAGACCCCCCCCGCCCCUGCUGGCCCCCCCAGCACCACCAGUCAAUACUUUGAUCUCUACGAUGUUAAGGAGUCUUCUUACCACACCUUCAUUUCCCGCUUGGACCUACACAUAUGCAACGACAGCUCUUCAUUAGAUGACGACGAGGCUCCCCCACCAGGCCUGCAAGGUGCCAUGCAGCUGACAUUCAGGAAGCUGGGCUUUGACUACUAUCCCGUCCACAGACCGGCUGAUGGAUGUCGGCACUGGGAGCGCUACAGUGGAGCCAUGGAGGCUCAGGCUCAGUGGGCCGGGAAACUCCUGCAGGAGUACCAGAGGAGGGCCCAGGCUGCUGGGAUCCCCGGGCCCCACUCUGAGGCCCCCCAGCCUAACAAGGACUCCCCCGCAAAGACAGUACGAGAUGGUCAGUCCAGCCCUAAGUCGGGACCCUCCCCCUCUGAGCAGGCAGCAGGCAGGACCUGCACCGCUCCUUCCGGGUCCUCGCUGAAGAGGCUGCGCUCCUGCUGCGUGGUGGUCAGGGUGGACGACGUGGACAUUCACCAGGUGUCUACAAGAGGCCGUCAAAACAAGAAGACCCGGUCCUUUUUAUCCUGCAACCGUAAAGCCCUGCGUUUACCAGACAACGUACCAGCAAUUCAUCUGCAGUUCACUGAGUACUACUUUCCUGACAACACCAGCUUUACAGUGCCCACCUCGAACCUGUAUGCCCAGCUGAACGGCCUGCAGCUCUGUGUGGACCCAGCCAGCGUUCUGUGGAUCAACCUGUUCUCCAGGGGUCUGCUGCACACCCUGGAUCAGGUCAAAGCUUUCUACCAUUUGCAAGACAGCUGCAGAGCAGAAGAGCAUGUAGACGUGCGCUUGGAUGCAGCUCAGCUCAAGUUAAUAAUCCCCUUAGACUCUUCCAUAUUGGACCACCCGGAGCGCCCGCAGUCCCUCUCUGUUACCGUCCCCCAGAUGGUCCUCAGCAACACCCGCCUCUGCCCUCACGGCUCCAGAGCGGACCUGAACGCCACCUUUGAGAAGUUCUCCAGCUGCCCUUUCUUUCAGCACACGCCUCCCUGCCCUUACCCCAGGGACCAGAGUGCCUUCCACCCCCUCCCCUCCACCUUCCUCCUGCACUCUCAAGACACCGAGCCUCAACCAUUUGACAGAAAGCAGCUACGACCCCAAGAUGUCUGGUCUCUCAGUCUGUCCCGUGUGACCCUAGGUUUUGACGGCGCCCGGCGAUUCCCCAAAGGCAGAACACAACCUUUUGUUGAACCCUUCGCUGUGUCUGUGUGGAUGUGUCAGCCCUCUGCCUUACAAAACGGAUUAUCGUCGUCCUCCUCCAGCCCCAGCCUAGCCCAUCAGCCAUCAUCAGAGCAGGAAGAGGCCUCACUUGCCUCUGUGCACUUCCUGGCCCACACCAUCACUCCAGUGAAGAUGUGGCUCAACCACUACCAGUAUGUCGCCCUGCUGAGGAUGAAGGACUCCAUGGCUCGUUUGGGGGGGGAGUUAGGCCGGGAUCUUCGAGAUGUCAAGCAGGCUCAAGGCAAGAAAACAAAACCUGCUACAGUUUGUCUUUCCCUCCUGGUGGACUCAGCAGAAUUGGGUCUCCUGUUGCCACCAGCGUGCACAGAGCCCGAGGAAGAAGUCCCCCACACCCCGGAGACAGACAGCGGCAGCAUGACAGACUCUGACAUCUCCCCCACCCAUCACUCCGCAGUGCUGGAGGACAGCGGGUUAGAGAACGGCGUCUCCUCCAUCAACACCGGCUCUGCGUUCGAUCCGAACGAACAAGACGAGGUGGUGGAGGAGGCGUGUGAGGCCGUAGAGGAGGGGGACGGUUUGACAACAGAGAGGGACAUCCACGUCCUCUCACCUGGACACUCCCCCGCACUCUCACGCGAACCGUCCAACUUCAGCCUGGAGGGAGAGUUGUCGAGCGCCAUCAUCGUCACUAAGGAUGCGACCAAAGACGCCCUGAGUGCCUCGCUGGACCUGACCAAAGGCGCCUUUUCAAUGACAAAGGACGCCUUCAGCAUGCUGAGUCGUGGCACCGGGAUGAGUAAAUUGUUCAGUCCGCAGGCAAAGGAACUGGUCCAGCGCUCAGAUGAGUCCUCCCCCUCCCUGGCUGCCAGCCUGCACCGCCAAUCCAUCAAGCAGUCGCCUUCCCAGCAUUCCUUUGAUAGUGCUAUCUUAGAUGGCAGCCUGCCUGACGAAAACCUCUCUGUCGACAGCGAUUUCAGCGAGAAUUUUGUUGUUCUCAUGGACUCAGAGUUUGGGACGGAGUCCAUGCGUCCCAACAACACAGGCAGCCGAGGCAGCCCGGCCCCGGGCACAGAGGGGGGGUCAUCAGCCGACCUCAGCAGCUCUCUGUCCCAAAGCAUAGAGGACGUAUCUCAGGAUAUGUCCUCAGUGUUGCUGCUGGUGCUGAGUGGAACGGCCUGCACAAUGGAAGUAAAGGGAGAAGACCAAGUACUGGCUGUCGAGGCCCAGAAUCUGGUCCCGGUGCAGAUGGGUAAUAACAGAGUAUCUGACCUGCUGGCUGGCCUCGUUCAAGCCCCAGUCUUACCACCCCAGGACCGGCCCGGUGUGAGGGGCUGUCCUGUGGUGUGCCUGCGAGCAGAGAUGGGACCCUCUGCAGCCCGACACUCAGGUCAGGCCGAGACUCUGGGCUACAUAGAGAUGAGAGUGCAGAACUGCAAGGUGGAGCUGUUAUCCUCCACAGUGACUAACAUCGGUCCUUUCCUGGAAGACGAGUUCAGCGCUGACAGUCCGCCAAUGAAGUUACACAUCAGCAACAUCACAGUCACUUUGAAGGACGAUAGCCCUAAAAUCUACCCUACAGCGCCUCAGCCCGUCCCAGCCUCUUUCAUUGUGGAUCAGCUGCUGCUCGAGCGCUGUGAGGACGGCAUGAUGAGGCUCAAAGCUGAAGGUUCAGACCCUAAAGCCUCAGCCUGUGUUCCUGUGGCGGCCCCCGACAACCCAAACUGUUCCUACUCUGUUCAACAGCAAAGCGAGAGACAAACUCUGGAGUGCCAGCUCUCCGAGGCCCAGGCCGCUCUCACACAGGCCCUCAGCGAGAGAGAACAACUCCUUCUGGAAGUCAGGAAGCAUGACCCCGCGUUUACUUUUUGAGCCUCUCUUCUGUCUGUCUGUCGCCUCUGAGCCAACUGCAUCAUUGCUCCUGCUGAAGAACAGUGACGGGAUGCAUCAGGCUGAAUGUCAGGAACCAGCAAGGCUCAUUUAAAUCUGGAUGUUGGACAUGUUUGAAAAGAAGGUGAAGCCAAGUUGUGGCUUUGGAUCACUUCCAGAGGUUAACAAAAGAGCCUGUAUGACAAAUACUAAAAGGACAACUUAGUGAGCUUACUUAUAGGUAUAUUAAUGGUACUAUUUUUUAAUAUGGCAGUUUAAAUGAACCUCACUGCUGCACUGAAGACAAAUGACCCUGGUUAUUUCUCAUUCGAGUCAGUG
Molecule: messenger RNA, 4456 nt
Organism: Notothenia coriiceps (black rockcod)
Lineage: Eukaryota; Metazoa; Chordata; Actinopteri; Perciformes; Nototheniidae
Gene: bltp3a
Product: bridge-like lipid transfer protein family member 3A
Exons: 21
Coding region: 122-4120 (1332 amino acids)
Source: RefSeq, a predicted model, not a curated record